UUGCAGCAUUUAAAUAUUAAGACGCUGACAGAUGACAUGAUGGAGAAACUGAGCCAACAGAGGUUAAGUAACUUGUUGCAAGUCACGGGGCAGCCAGGAAGCUCUGGCGACUGGCCCCAGAGAACAGGAUCUUUAAAGCUGGACAAAUUUGCCAGCAUAAAAAUUCCAGGGAGCAAGAAAGAGAGGCCUCCACUUUCCAACCUGAAAACUGCGUUUGCGAGCAGUGAUUGUUCUUCAGAGGUGGCGGAAAACCUUCUGAAGCCACGGUCAGAGAAUGAAGUCUUGGAACUUUUCGAAAAGAUGAUGGAAGAUAUGAAUUUAAAUGAAGAUAAGAAGGCACCAUUGCGGGAAAAGGACUUCAGUAUCAAAAAAGAAAUGGUGAUGCAGUACAUUAAUGCUGCUUCCAAGACAGGAAGUCUUAAGAGGAAUCGGCAGAUUUCACCUCAGGAAUUCAUCCAUGAACUGAAAAUGGGGUCUGCAGAUGAAAGACUUGUCACGUGCCUGGAGUCACUGCGUGUAUCUUUGACUAGUAAUCCUGUGAGUUGGGUGGAAAGCUUUGGACAUGAGGGACUUGGAUUAUUACUGGACAUUUUGGAAAAACUGAUUAGUAGCAAAAUACAAGAAAACAUUGUAAAGAAGAAUCAGCAUAAAGUCAUACAGUGUCUAAAGGCUUUGAUGAAUACACAGUACGGCUUGGAAAGAAUCAUGAGUGACGAGCGGAGUCUCUCUCUGCUGGCCAGAGCCAUGGACCCCGAGCACCCCAGCAUGAUGACAGACGUGGUCAAGCUCCUGUCCGCGGUGUGCAUUGUGGGGGAGGAGAGCAUCCUUGAAGAAGUUUUAGAAGCUUUAACGUCAGCUGGAGAAGAACAGAGAAUCGACAGAUUUUCUUCUAUUGUGGAAGGUCUUCGGCAUAAUUCCCUUCAACUUCAAGUGGCAUGUAUGCAGCUCAUCAAUGCCCUUGUUACAUCUCCCGAUGAUUUGGACUUCAGGCUUCACAUCAGAAAUGAAUUUAUGCGUUGUGGGUUGAAAGAGAUAUUGCCAAAUUUGAAAUGCAUUAAGAAUGAUGGCUUGGAUAUCCAACUUAAAGUUUUUGAUGAGCAUAAGGAAGAAGACUUGAUUGAGUUCUCCCAUCGCCUGGAAGAUAUUAGAGCUGAACUUGAUGAAGCGUAUGAUGUUUACAACAUGGUGUGGAGCACAGUGAAGGAAACAAGAGCAGAGAAAUAUUUUAUUUCUAUUCUUCAGCAUCUUUUACUGAUUCGCAAUGACUCCUUUAUAAGGCAACAGUACUUCAAAUUAAUCGAUGAGUGUGUAUCUCAGAUUGUGUUACAUAGAGAUGGGAUGGAUCCAGACUUCACAUAUCGAAAAAGACUAGAUUUAGAUUUGAGUCAAUUUGUUGAUAUUUGCAUAGAUCAAGCAAAAGUAGAAGAGUCUGAAGAGAAAGCAUCAGAAUUUCACAAGAAAUUUGAAAAAGAGUUUACCAACCACCAAGAAACUCAGGCCCAAUUGCAGGAAAAGGAGGCAAAGAUUAAUGAACUUCAAGCAGAAUUACAAGCUUUUAAAUCUCAGUUUGGUGCCUUGUCAGCUGAUAUCAGUACCUCUUUGCCCCUGUCAAAAGAAAAUGGAACUGGGCAGCCAGCACUUGCUCCUUCUGUGGCUCCGCCCCCGCCGCCCCCGCCUCCACCUCCUCCACCUCCUCCACCUCCUCCACCUCCUCCGCUUCCUGGCAUGCCCCUGCCAUUUGGUGGUCCUGUGCCUCCACCACCUCCCCUAGGAUGUCUCAGCGGAGGAAACUCGCUCCCACCUAUCCUACCAUUUGGGUUGAAACCAAAGAAAGAAUUUAAACCCGAAAUCAACAUGAGAAGAUUGAACUGGUUAAAGAUCAGACCUCAUGAAAUGACUGAAAACUGUUUCUGGAUAAAAGCAAAUGAAAAUAAGUAUGAAAGUGUGGAUUUGCUUUGUAAACUUGAGAAUACAUUUUGUUGCCAACAAAAAGAGAGAAGAGAAGAGGAAGAUUUUGAAGAGAAGAAAGCUCUUAAAAAAAAGAUUAAAGAACUUAAAUUUCUAGAUUCGAAAGUUGCCCAGAAUCUUUCAAUCUUCCUGAGCUCUUUUCGGGUGCCAUAUGAAGAAAUCAAAAUGAUGAUAUUGGAAGUGGAUGAAUCACAGUUGGCAGAGUCUAUGAUCCAGAACUUAAUAAAGCAUCUUCCUGAUCAACAACAAUUAAAUUCAUUGUCUCAGUUCAAGAGUGACUAUUACAACUUAUGUGAACCAGAGCAGUUUGCUGUUGUGAUGAGCAAUGUGAAGAGACUGCGGCCGCGGCUCAGUGCUAUUCUCUUUAAGCUUCAGUUUGAAGAGCAGGUGAAUAACAUCAAACCUGACAUCAUGGCUGUCAGCACUGCCUGCGAAGAGAUAAAGAAGAGCAAAAGCUUUAGCAAGUUGCUGGAACUUGUAUUGCUAAUGGGAAACUACAUGAAUGCCGGCUCCCGGAAUGCUCAAACCUUUGGAUUUAACCUUAGCUCUCUCUGUAAACUAAAAGACACAAAAUCAGCAGAUCAGAAAACAACACUGCUUCAUUUUCUGGUGGGAAUAUGUGAAGAAAAGUACCCCGAUAUCCUGAAAUUUGUGGACGAUUUGGAACAUUUGGACAAAGCGAGCAAAGUCUCUGUAGAAAUGCUGGAAAAGAAUUUGAAGCAGAUGGGAAGGCAGCUUCAACAGCUUGAGCGAGAUUUGGAAACCUUUCCCCCUCCUGAGGACACGCACGAUAAGUUUGUGACAAAGAUGUCCAGCUUUGUUAUCAGUGCAAAGGAGCAAUAUGUGAAGCUUUCACAGUUACAUGAAAACAUGGAAAAGCUAUACCAGAGCAUCAUGGGAUACUAUGCCAUUGACGUGAAGAAGGUGUCUGUGGAAGACUUUUUGACGGACUUAAAUAACUUCAGAGCCACAUUCAUGCAAGCAAUAAAGGAAAAUGUUAAAAAAAGAGAAGCAGAGGAAAAACAAAAACGUGCCAGAAUAGCCCAAGAAUUGGCAGAGAAAGAAAGACGUGAACGCCAGCAAAAGAAAAAGCGCUUGUUAGAAAUGAAGACUGAGGGUGAUGAGACGGGAGUGAUGGACAGUCUGCUGGAGGCCUUGCAGUCCGGGGCUGCCUUCCGCGACCGAAGGAAAAGGACACCAAAGCCAAAAGAUAUUCGGCAGAGUCUCAGUCCAAUGUCUCAGAGGCCUGUUCUGAAAGUUUGUAACCAUGACAAUCAGAGAGUGCAGUUGACGGAAGGGUCACGUCCACACCACAGUAUCAAUUGCAACUCGACAAGGACUGCAGUCAUCAAGGAGCUUAAUUAUAAUCCAGACACUCACGCGUCUGCAGGGAGGAUCAAGGCAGCUGGGAAGCAGGAAGCCCGCAACGCAGAGAGCAACAGAAAAAAGGAAAUGGAACUUCUUGGCUCUGUUUCUAAAAGCGAAUCCAUUCCUGAAGUUGAAGCCCUGCUGGCAAGAUUACGAGCUUUAUAAAUUAAACUGGUAAAAAAAAAAAAAAAAAAUGAUUAAGCCAAAUAUAAAGCCAUCUCUGAGC
Molecule: messenger RNA, 3562 nt
Organism: Molossus molossus (Pallas's mastiff bat)
Lineage: Eukaryota; Metazoa; Chordata; Mammalia; Chiroptera; Molossidae
Gene: DIAPH3
Product: diaphanous related formin 3
Exons: 28
Coding region: 37-3501 (1154 amino acids)
Biological process (GO): actin cytoskeleton organization; actin filament polymerization
Cellular component (GO): actin filament; cytoplasm
Molecular function (GO): small GTPase binding; microtubule binding; actin binding
Source: RefSeq, a predicted model, not a curated record